AAAAAAAAAUCCCUCUCUUUGGGGCGUUGCCUCUCCAUAUACAUAUAUACUAAGCACUCUCAAUCUCUCUUUCUCUUUGGGUGUUCUGAUCUCUCCAUCGAGUUGAUACCAAUGGAUAAGAGCUGGAUGAAAAAACCUAGGCAUUCAAAAGAGUAGGUACAAGGGAUUAACCACUUUUUGAAGUUUGCAUCCAAAGUAAAGACUAUGGAUGGGAUGAUUUCAUGUCCUUGUGAAAACUGUGUGAAUUCAACUAUGCUUGUUGUCAACACUGUAUGAGAUCACUUGGUAUCUUUUGGAUUUUGCAAUGGUUAUGAAUGUUGGUUUUUCCAUGGAGAACCCUUGACUACUACUACAACUUCUUGUGAAACUAGUACAAGUCAUGUCCAAGAGACCUUGAAUGCACAAGAAUUCUUGAAUUCACAAGACAUUUCCAUUGAAUAUGGUGAUAUACCUAAUAUGAUGCAUGAUUUAUUGCAUGGCCACAUAAUGAAUGAAUCUAGAGAUAAUAAUAAUUCUUCAGAACCACCCAGAAGAAGUCCCAAAUGUGCAACAAUCUAGGCAAGGUCCUAAUCAAGAUGCGCAAAGGUUUUAUAGUUUACUUAAAGAUGCUGAUCAACAUUUGUAUGAAGGGUGCAAGAAUUUUAGCAAGUUGUCUGCCAUUGUGCUUUUAUAUCAAUUAAAGUGUCUUAAUGGCUGGAGCAAUAAGUCUUUUACAAUGUUGGUCCAGAUUUUGAAAGAUAUGCUUCCUUUGGAUGCGAAGUUACCGAAAGACACAUAUGAGGCUAAGAAAAUUAUUAAGGAUUUAGGACUAGGUUAUGAGAAGAUUGAUGCAUGUAUAAAUGAUUGUAUGUUAUUUUGGAAAGAGAAUGCCAAUGAUGAAGAGUGUAAAGUCUGUCAUACUUCCAGGUGGGCAACAAAUGAGAAUGAUAAGAAGAAUAGUGGAAAUGAUAAGGAGAAUAAUGGGAAAGGUAAGGAGAAUAGUAGGAAAGAUAAGGAUAAUUUGAUGAAUGCUUCACUCAAGACAAGAAAGAAAAAAGCUGCUAAGGUUUUGCGUUGGUUUCCUUUAAAGCCAAGACUACAAAGGUUGUUUAUGUCUCCCAAAACAGCUUCUUCAAUGAAAUGGCAUGCUAAGGGUCACACAAAUGAUGGAAUAAUAAGACAUCCCGCCGAUUCUCUUGCUUGGAAAACAUUUGACAAUCAUUAUGUAGAUUUCUCAUCUGACCCUCGCAAUGUUAGACUUGGAUUAGCAGCUGACGGAUUUAAUCCUUUUGGGAAUAUGAGUACUAGUCAUAGUACAUGGCUGGUCGUUUUGAUUCCAUACAAUCUACCUCCUUGGAUGUGCAUGAAAAUAUCUUCUUUCAUGUUAUCCUUACUUAUACCUGGGCCAAGUUCACCUUUAAAUGAUAUAGAUGUGUAUUUACAACCUUUAAUAGAAGAAUUGAAGGAAUUGUGGGAUGAUGGAAUAUCAACUUAUGACGUGUCUUCUAAUGAGAAUUUCAAGAUGCAUGCAGCAUUGAUUGGACGAUAAAUGAUUUUCCUGCAUAUGAUGAUUUAUCUAGUUGGAGCACUAA
Quercus robur (English oak) is the source of this 1571-nucleotide messenger RNA. RefSeq lists its product as uncharacterized. The record is from RefSeq and is a predicted model, not a curated record. Lineage: Eukaryota; Viridiplantae; Streptophyta; Magnoliopsida; Fagales; Fagaceae. The transcript is spliced from 2 exons. Bases 491 to 1528 code for a protein of 345 amino acids.